Messenger RNA from Oncorhynchus keta (chum salmon), 561 nucleotides. RefSeq names its product rhophilin-2-like. The annotation marks the transcript as partial. The record is from RefSeq and is a predicted model, not a curated record. Lineage: Eukaryota; Metazoa; Chordata; Actinopteri; Salmoniformes; Salmonidae. Gene Ontology annotation, biological process: negative regulation of stress fiber assembly. The transcript is spliced from 5 exons.
ACAGAAGGGUCCUCUGUUCUCCUGUCUGUUCUAUAGGGAUGUAACCCACUAGCCCUGACGGGCCGCUCCAAGCUGCAGAAUGAGAGAGCCAGUCUCAACCAACAGAUCAUCAGACAGAUGAGGAUGAGAGCUGGGGCAGAGAACUUACUAAGGGCGACCUCCAACAACAAAGUGUGUGAUAUGGUCGUUCUGGAGCUGAGCUAUAUCAACUCCUAACCUGCAGCUGCUCAUGGAACAACUGGAGGGGCUCAACAGCUCCGUGGAGGUCUACCAGAACAGCCAAGAGACCUCCAGCAUCCCUCUCAUCCCGCUGGGUCUGAAGGAGACUAAAGAGAUGGACUUCUCUGUGUCAUUCAAGGACUUCAUCCUGGAGCACUACAGUGAAGAUGGCUCCAGCUUCGAGGAGGAGAUCGCCGACCUGAUGGACCUGAGACAGGCCUGUCGUACCCCCAGUCGCAAUGACGCCGGCAUCGAGACCCUGGCCAAGUACUUCAGCCACAUACCUCUACUGGAGAGCCGCUUCUUCUCCGCUACCCGCCAGAUGGGCAUCUUCUUUACUUG